Molecule: messenger RNA, 435 nt
Organism: Rhopilema esculentum
Lineage: Eukaryota; Metazoa; Cnidaria; Scyphozoa; Rhizostomeae; Rhizostomatidae
Product: bis(5'-nucleosyl)-tetraphosphatase [asymmetrical]-like
Biological process (GO): AMP biosynthetic process; ATP biosynthetic process
Molecular function (GO): bis(5'-nucleosyl)-tetraphosphatase (asymmetrical) activity
Source: RefSeq, a predicted model, not a curated record
AUGGCCUCAGAAGUGAAAGCUGUGGGAAUAAUCAUAUUUCGUUGUUUAACAAAAAAUAACACCUUUCAAUACCUACUGCUCCGGCAUUCUUAUGGUGAAAAGCAUUGGACGCCACCCAAAGGACAUGUUGAUCCCGGAGAAGAUGAAAUAACUGCUGCUAUUAGGGAAACUCAAGAAGAAUGUGGACUGGGCCCCAAAGAGUAUACUUUCGUUGAUGGUUUCAAACAUACGCUGUUUUAUCAAGCUUGGGGUAGAAAUAAGGCAGUUCAUUAUUGGUUGGCUAAAGUUAAUGAUAAUGACUGUACUAUAAAGUUGUCACAUGAGCAUCAGGACUUUAAAUGGCUGGCACUCAGUGAUGCAUGUGACCUUGUUGGUUACAAAGACACACAGAGCCUUUUAAUGACUGCAGAGUCUUUCCUACUUAAGGAGAAGUAA